AUGGCUGAUUCCCGGGAGGAGCUGGUAGGAGAGAAUGAUCCAAACCAACCAGAAGACUUGGAUGCUAGCUGGGCAGCAGAGGAUAGGGUUGCUUCUGUUGCUCGUGACCUAGUACAUGUGUAUGACUCCGAUGAUGCAGAUACGGCGGACGACGAGUACCAUGAGGCAAGGGCCAAUUUACAAGCCUAUGGGGAGAUGAGGAAAAGGAAAGUUAAGGGAAGGGUUGAUUGUCAUGAGGAAGAGGUAGACCAAUUGGAUAAGUUUGAAGAGGAAUCUGAGGAUGAAAUGGAUGAGGAGAUUGAUCCUGAAGUCGAAAUUGGUUAUCCGUGA
This is a messenger RNA of Linum trigynum, 330 nucleotides long. NCBI's taxonomy places the organism in Eukaryota, Viridiplantae, Streptophyta, Magnoliopsida, Malpighiales, Linaceae. The record is from the annotation of a GenBank genome assembly.